UCUCGCGGUCUAGGGAUAGUUUACUUUAGACUGAUUUCAUCUCAGGACUGGAAGACGCUAUCAGAAGGUAGCUAUAUACUUACAGUUGCUGUCAACAAGUUUAGUCGCAGGACCAGGAUAGUCGUCCCAGACUCUGGUGUUUUCCUGCUCCCAGUGUCCUCUCUCCUUCACUGCCCAGAUCUACCCCGACAAGCACAUUAAGAGGUGCCACCAUGACCUGUACGUCUCUCUGCUGAGGAGUGGAGAGAUCAGACCAGAGACUCUGUCCUCUCGACCACGCCCCAACACCACUUCUUCCCUCCCCCCAGUCCCCGCCGAAGGGAGCAUGGACACGGAAAAGGCCAGACAUCACAACUGUGACCAGUGUGGGAAGAGCUUAGGACACUUAGAGACACACCAGCGUGUUCACUCAGGAGAGAAGCCAUACCACUGUGACCAGUGUGGGAAGACCUUCAGUUGGUCAGGAGUCUUAAAGAGACACCAGCAUGUUCACUCAGGAGAGAAGCCGUACCACUGUGACCAGUGUGGGAAGAGCUACAGUCGGUCAGGAAACUUAGAGAGACACCAGCGUGUUCACUCAGGAGAGAAGCCGUACCACUGUGAUCAUUGUGGGAAGAGCUUCAGUCAGUCAGGAAUCUUAGAGAGACACCAGCGUGUUCACUCUGGAGAGAAGCCGUACCACUGUGACCAGUGUGGGAAGAGCUUCAGUCAGUCAGGAUGUUUAGAGAUACACCAGCGUGUUCACUCAGGAGAGAAGCCGUACCACUGUGACCAGUGUGGGAAGAGCUUCAGUCGGUCAGUAGUCUUAAAGACACACCAGCGUGUUCACUCAGGAGAGAAGCCGUACCACUGUGACCAGUGUGGGAAGGGCUUCAGUCGGUCAGGAGACUUAGAGAGACACCAGCGUGUUCACUCAGGAGAGAAGCCGUACUCCUGUGACCAGUGUGGGAAGAGCUUCAGUUGCUCAGGAGUCUUAAAGAGACACCAGCGUGUUCACUCAAGAGAGAAGCCGUACCACUGUGACCAGUGUGGGAAGAGCUUUAGUCGGUCAGGAAACUUAGAGAUACACCAGCGUGUUCACUCUGGAGAGAAGCCGUACCACUGUGACCAGUGUGGAAAGAGCUUCAAUUGGUCAGGAGACUUAAAGAGACACCAGCGUGUUCACUCUGGAGAGGAGCCGUACCACUGUGACCAGUGUGGGAAGGGCUUCAGUCGGUCAGGAGACUUAGAGAGACACCAGCGUGUUCACUCGGGAGAGAAGCCGUACCACUGUAACCAGUGUGGGAAGAGCUUCAGUUGCUCAGGAGUCUUAAAGAGACACCAGCGUGUUCACUCAGGAGAGAGGCCGUACCACUGUGACCAGUGUGGGAAGAGCUUCAGUCGGUCAGGACACUUAGAGAGACAUCAGCGUGUUCACUCAGGAGAGAAGCCGUACCACUGUGACCAGUGUGGGAAGAGCUUCAGUCGGUCAGGAGUCUUAAAGAGACACCAGCGUGUUCACUCAGGAGAGAAGCCGUACAACUGUGACCAGUGUGGGAAGAGCUUUAGUCGGUCAGGAAACUUAGAGACACACCAGCGUGUUCACUCAGGAGAGAAGCCGUACCACUGUGAUCAUUGUGGGAAGAGCUUCAGUCAGUCAGGACACUUAGAGAGACAUCAGCGUGUUCACUCAGGAGAGAAGCCGUACCACUGUGACCAGUGUGGGAAGAGCUUCAGUCGGUCAGGAGUCUUAAAGAGACACCAGCGUGUUCACUCUGGAGAGAAGCCGUACCACUGUGAUCAGUGUGGGAAGAGCUUCAGGUUAGGGUUAAGGUUCAAUCAACACCAGCGUGUUCACUCAGGAGAGAAGCCAUACCACUGUGACCAGUGUGGGAAGACCUUCAGUUGGUCAGGAGUCUUAAAGAGACAUCAGCGUGUUCACUCAGGAGAGAAGCCGUACCACUGUGACCAGUGUGGGAAGAGCUUCAGUCGGUCAGUAGUCUUAAAGACACACCAGCGUGUUCACUCAGGAGAGAAGCCGUACCACGGUGACCAGUGUGGGAAGGGCUUCAGUCAGUCAGGAGACUUAAAGAUACACCAGCGUGUUCACUCAGGAGAGAAGCCGUACCACUGUGACCAGUGUGGGAAGAGCUUCAGUCGGUCAGGAAACUUAGAGAUACACCAGCGUGUUCACUCAGGAGAGAAGCCGUACUCCUGUGACCAGUGUGGGAAGAGCUUUAGUUGCUCAGGAGUCUUAAAGAGACACCAGCGUGUUCACUCAGGAGAGAAGCCGUACCACUGUGACCAGUGUGGGAAGAGCUUUAGUUGGUUAGGAGUCUUAAAGAGACAUCAGCAUGUUCACUCAGGAGAGAAGCCGUACCACUGUGACCAGUGUGGGAAGAGCUUUAGUUGGUUAGGAGACUUAAAGAUACACCAGCGUGUUCACUCAGGAGAGAAGCCGUACCACUGUGACCAGUGUGGGAAGAGCUUCAGUCGGUCAGGAGACUUAGAAAGACACCAGCAUGUUCACUCAGGAGAGAAGCCGUACUCCUGUGACCAGUGUGGGAAGAGCUACAGUUGCUCAGGAGUCUUAAAGAGACACCAGCAUGUUCACUCAAGAGAGAAGCCGUACCACUGUGACCAGUGUGGGAAGAGCUUUAGUCGGUCAGGAAACUUAGAGAUACACCAGCGUCUUCACUCUGGAGAGAAGCCGUACCACUGUGACCAGUGUGGAAAGAGCUUCAAUUGGUCAGGAGACUUAAAGAGACACCAGCGUGUUCACUCUGGAGAGAAGCCGUACCACUGUGACCAGUGUGGGGAGAGCUUCAGGAAAUCAGUAAACUUACAGAUACACCAGCGUGUUCACUCAGGAGAGAAGCCGUACCACUGUGACCAGUGUGGGAAGAGCUUCAGUCAGUCAGGAUACUUAGAGACACACCAGCGUGUUCACUCAGGAGAGAAGCCGUACCACUGUGACCAGUGUGGGAAGAGCUUUAGUUGGUCAGGAGUCUUAAAGAGACACCAGCGUGUUCACUCAGGAGAGAAGCCGUACCACUGUGACCAUUGUGGGAAGAGCUUUAAUCGGUCAGGAAACUUAAAAACACACCAGCGUGUUCACUCAGGAGAGAAGCCGUACCACUGUGAUCAGUGUGGGAAGAGCUUCAGUCAGUCAGUAAUCUUAGAGAGACACCAGCGUGUUCACUCAGGAGAGAAGCCGUACCACUGUGACCAGUGUGGGAAGAGCUUCAGUUGGCCAGGAGUCUUAAAGAGACACCAAUGUGUUCACUCAGGAGAGACCAAUUUAUAGGAACAUAAGAAAUGAGUGUAUUUGUAUUCAUCAUUUAAAGUAUAAUUGUAAAUACGAUAUUUGAUUUCUACUGAGAAUGUAUUUUGUAUACAAAUGUCAACAUAAAAUACAGGCUAUGUGCGAUUGUUUUAUUGUUUAAUAUAUAAUUGUAUAAUAAAAAUUAAUUUUGUAUAAGUUGAUAUAUAUUUAACUUUUAAACAUAAACUGAAAUAACAUGCAAUGUUAUGUGAUGUAGACAAUACUAAAAAAUAUCUGUUCAUGUCUGAUCUAUACUGUGAGCAUAAUGUUAUCGUACCUCAAGCCUC
This is a messenger RNA of Hypomesus transpacificus, 3591 nucleotides long. Its product is annotated as zinc finger protein 271-like. Lineage: Eukaryota; Metazoa; Chordata; Actinopteri; Osmeriformes; Osmeridae. The transcript has 4 exons. Gene Ontology annotation, molecular function: RNA polymerase II cis-regulatory region sequence-specific DNA binding; DNA-binding transcription repressor activity, RNA polymerase II-specific. Gene Ontology annotation, biological process: negative regulation of transcription by RNA polymerase II. The record is from RefSeq and is a predicted model, not a curated record. The coding region runs from base 326 to 3286 and encodes 986 amino acids.